Messenger RNA from Dichomitus squalens LYAD-421 SS1, 911 nucleotides. RefSeq lists its product as uncharacterized. Bases 150 to 752 code for a protein of 200 amino acids. The transcript has 2 exons. The record is from RefSeq and is a predicted model, not a curated record. NCBI's taxonomy places the organism in Eukaryota, Fungi, Basidiomycota, Agaricomycetes, Polyporales, Polyporaceae.
GCCAUCCGUCCACCUCUCUCCGGAUAUCCGCAUUGUCCACGCAUGCCAGCUCAGAUGCUCCUAUCCUGCACGAACGUUUACGAAAGCACGUAAUAAGACCGUCUUGUAUAAGCCUAGUGGUGUGAGAGACGUUCCAGCGCACGACCAAAAUGGACGACCAGUUCGCAGACGGCUCCUCUUGGCACUCCAUCCGCCCCGGCUACCCCUCCCUCUCCCUCUCCGUCCGGGAAAUCACCUCCGUCUCCGUCACCUUUGUCCUCUCCUCUCCCUACUCUGCCCACGACGCAGACAUCUCCCUCGCAUCCCUCGGCCUCUCCUCUUCCGACGAUGACGAGGCCUCCACUAGCAGAGAAACCGCGAGCGUCGCCGACACCGAUCAGCCGCAGAUUGUUAGCGGCAUAAUCCGGAACGGCUUCUCGGUCAAGGUUAACGGCACCCCGUGGAGGAAGGUCAUCGUCAGCAAGGAUGAGGUCGACGACGAGGCCAUCAUCAUCGUCCACGGCCUCAUGCCCGCCAGGCAGUACGACGUCGAGCUCGGGGUAAUGCCGGGAGAGACGAGUUUGCGGGGCCAAGUCACCACAGGUGCGUCCUUUCGAUCAUCACUAGUCCGCCUUGCCGCCUCCCUGCGCGAAUCUGCGUGGCAGUCCGCCACUGCGCUAUCGUCCCCCGUUAUCGCGAGAUACGCAAUCUAUGUCGUCAAUCAUGUGUCUGCGCCCAGCGUCCUGUCGAAGUCAUCGGGUAGCAGACACUAACCCAAGACGACGUCCUUCUGCGCGAGAUGGCGGCUCACGCGACCGGGGCUUGAUAUGCGCCUCGAUAUGAAUGAUAGUGGGCCGACUGCUUUACUACUGCGUCUCCCCCAUAGCGGUAUUGCUUUGAACCCCAUCUCGCCAGCAUGAACCUAUACCAGC